Lineus longissimus is the source of this 10290-nucleotide messenger RNA. RefSeq names its product F-actin-monooxygenase MICAL3-like. NCBI's taxonomy places the organism in Eukaryota, Metazoa, Nemertea, Pilidiophora, Heteronemertea, Lineidae. The record is from RefSeq and is a predicted model, not a curated record. The transcript has 29 exons. Gene Ontology annotation, molecular function: protein binding. Bases 184 to 8106 code for a protein of 2640 amino acids.
GGUUCGUCCCACACAGAUUUGUUGCAUAUCCUCUGAAGCUGUAUUAGCAAGCCGGAUAUCUUGUUUUAUUCAUCAUAGUCUGGAAUGUUGAUGAGGAUUAUAUUAUAGUGGUACUUCCUGUAGUUUGUCCUCUCAACUUAGUAGUUUAGAACAAGACCAUGAAAUUCUAAAAAGACAGCAACCAUGGGAAUAAAAGAAGGACAAAAAGACCCUGCUACGCAUUGCUUCGACCAGUUCUGCCAUGCGAGCACCUUGCGUGGCAUCAUCAAUGCAUUCCAUCAACUCUGUGAUGUUGUCGGGGUCGACCAGAAAGAUUACACCAACUUUUAUUGGAACAUUCGCUCGAAGUUGACAUCAUGGAAAGCCAAGUCGUUGUGGAGCAAAUUGGACAAACGAGCGAUGCAGAAGGAGUAUAAGAGGGGGACAGCAUGCGCAGGGACAAGGGUACUGGUGAUAGGCGGUGGACCAUGUGGACUGCGGGCAGCAAUAGAGGUCGCCCUGCUCGGAGGGAAAUGUGUCUUGUUGGAGAAGCGUGACCGCCUGUCGCGUAACAAUGUGCUCCAUCUCUGGCCCUACCUCAUUCAUGAUCUGAAGAGUUUGGGCGGCAAGAAGUUCUACGGAAAGUUCUGUGCUGGUGCCAUUGAUCAUAUUAGUAUACGUCAAUUACAGUGCAUGCUGUUGAAGGUCGCCCUUCUGUACGGUGUGGAAAUCCAUAUCAACACAUCAUUCGAGGGCCUAAUUGAGCCAACUGAAGACACAAACAAAGAGAAAGUUGGUUGGAGAGUUGCCACGAGUCCUAAAGAUCACCCAGUAUCCGAGUAUGAAUUUGAUGUCCUCCUCGGCGCUGAUGGGAAGAGGAACACAUUGGAUGGCUUCAAGCGGAAGGAAUUCCGUGGAAAACUUGCCAUUGGUAUUACCGCGAACUUCAUCAACUGGCACACACAGGAGGAGGCCAGGGUCGAGGAAAUCAGCGGAGUGGCCUUCAUCUUCAAUCAGAAAUUCUUCAAAGACCUGAAAGACGACACAGGCAUUGAUCUUGAGAAUAUUGUCUACUAUAAAGAUGAAACCCAUUAUUUUGUUAUGACGGCCAAGAAACAGAGCUUGUUACAUAAAGGAGUCUUGAUAAAGGAUUACCAAGAUGUUGCCCGACUACUCUCACGUGAAAAUGUCAAUCAGGAGGCGCUACUUGGCUAUGCCAAGGAGGCGGCCAACUUCUCCACCAAUGGUCAGCUCCCUGUACUAGAAUACGCCAAGAACCAUUUUGGACAAGCAGACGUGGCUAUGUUUGAUUUCACAUCGUUAUUUCAAGCCGAGAACGCCUGUCGCAUAAUUCAACGGCGAGGGUAUAAACUCCUUGUUGGUUUGGUCGGUGACAGCUUGCUUGAGCCUUUCUGGCCUACUGGAUCUGGCUGUGCCCGGGGCUUUCUAGGUUCUAUGGAUGCUGCGUGGAUGAUACGAUCGUUCGCCUCAGGGGAAAUGACACCGCUUGAAGUGAUAGCAGAAAGAGAGAGUAUAUACCAGAUGCUCUCUCAAACCACCCCAGAAUCACUCAACAAAGAUUUUAACCAGUACACUAUUGAUCCCCGCAAGAGAUAUCCUAAUCUUUCCUCUGGCUUCUUCAAGCCACACCAGUGUCAGUAUUUAUUUGACUGUGAUGAUGCUGCCUACAUGCAUGAGAUUGUGUCGAUUCCAACCAACCGGCGAAACAGUAUUGAUUUCAUGGGUGAUUAUGACCGGAUGCUAAAGUGGUUCCAGAAACAGCUUGAUGGUUACAAAGACUUGGUGAAGAUCUGCGACCUGUCAGCAUCUUGGAAGAGUGGAUUUGCAUUCUGUGCUCUCAUACAUCACUUCAGGCCAGAACUUCUGAAUGUUGAUGAUCUUCCCAAGGACGAUGACAAAGCUGUCUGUCAGAAGGCAUUUGAUAUAUUCGAGAGAGAGUUUGCCAUCCCACCGAUCAUGACAGCCCACGACAUGGCAGACAGCCUGAAAGCUGACAAGUUGGGUCUGUGGUCUUACCUCUCUCAAAUAUUUGAUUGUUUCAAGACUGAUAAGCUGAGUGCCAAGAGUCCUGAUACCCUGACGUCUGAAGAAGCUGCCUCAAUACGCCGCGGCACACCGAGCCAGAGGUUACAUUUACUGUCCAAACUCAAUAAGAUGCACAGAAAAAGCAAGGAGAGGAAGGACAAGGAGAAUGUCCAUGCAGAGACAUUCAGUCCCAUCUUUGGUAGCAGAGCGUUGAGUAGGAAACGCUUCAGAGAUCUCCCGAAGGAGGAUGAUGGACUGCAUGACAUUGAUGAGACAAUGGCAGAUGCCAAGAGACAGCUGGAGGUCAUCCCUGGUAAUAUGGCACCUGGAGUGAGAGGGCAGAAUAAAGUGAGCGACCUGGCCGAACGGCUCUUCAUCAACCCACCUGAAUACAGAAAAGUAGAGCUUCCUGAAUCAAAACAAGGCAAUUUCUUUGUAAACGACAUGAGGGACAAGCUAUUCUUGCCCCCAAAACAAGAAGAUAUUGAGCUGAAUCCAGACGAAAUCAUCCAAAUACAGUCGUACCGUAAAGGCUUGGCCCCGACUGCCAACAUUAGUAACCUUGCCCAGCAACUGUUUGGUGCGGAAGACAAGGAGAAGGAGAGACCACCACUCAAACAACAACAAAAGAAGGCGAUUCCAGGUGCGGGUGGCCUGGUCAGUACCCUGCUCAACUUCGACUCGAAAACUGUCAACAGUGAUGUGUGUUACUUCUGCCAGAAGCGUGUUUACGUCAUGGAGAAGAUUAGUGCCGAGGGCUACUUCUUCCACCGCGGCUGUCUACGUUGUGAUUACUGCAAUACGGUUCUACGCCUCGGGAACUACGGGUUUAAAAGGAAUGAAGAUGAUGAAGGGAAAUUCUAUUGUUUUCAACAUCUUGGUCUCAAGAAGCCUUCACCGCGCAAGAGGAUGACUGCUGAGGAUAGACGAAAGAACCUGGAGGAGGUCAAGGCCAAGAUCGCGACGAUGGCACCAAAGCCUCCAGUCUGUCAUGCGGCGUUCCCUCCAUUCAGACCAGAAGGCAGGAUCAGUGCACCAAAGGAUACCAUUGAUGGCUUUGUUUCACCAUCGUUCAUACCAUGCACGCCUGAGAGAGUUGAGUUUGAGAACAGCCUUGAUCAGGAGGACUUUGAAGAGAUUGAAGUGGCAGACAGUCUGCGUGACACACUUUCGUCUCGAGGUCACAGCAUCGGGGGCAGUGAUGAGGAAAGCUCAGAGGGAGAGGCUAGCGAUGUCUCUGACCUGUCAGAGAGUGAGAUCAUUGCUUUCAUUGGUAGCAGCGAGGAGGAUGACGACAUCAACAUCUCUAGCCUCGAUGAGGAGGAGUACCCUGAGACAUGGGAGGAGGCAUACAACAGUCUCAAGAAGAAAAAGCCAGUGGAGAGUGAUGAUGACGGAACUGAGAGUGAAGAUAUUGAUUAUGACUCUGAAGAUUACGAGGACGAAGAAGAAGAAGAGGAAGAAGAAGAGGAAGAAGAAGAGGAAGAGGAAGAUGAUGAAGAUGAAGACAUUAAAGCAGACGACAAAACAAAGGCAGAAAUAUCUCAAAAGAGGCCAGAAUCAAAAGAGACCUUAAAACCACCGGCACCACCACAGAAAGAGACCACCCCUACCUCCAAGGCUAAGUCGAACUUCUUUGGUCAGACGUCGGAACCCGUAAGGAUUGAUCCUUGGUCGUUCUUCCGCAGGACAGGGCUAGCGAAAGAGGAGCCCAAGCCAGAGGAACCAAAAGAGGAGCCAACGGAAAAGGUGGAGGAAACACCUGACAGUGCAGUUGAAAUUGUUGAUGUGGAUCUCGGUGAAGCAGACAACAAAGAUGAGACUGUGCUGCCACCUGGUGAUGGGGAAAAGAAACAGACAGAUGAGGAGGAUGAAGAAAGUGAGGAGGAGGAUGAUUAUAAUGAGGAUGAUGAGAGUGAGGAAACCGAUGAAGAUGGUGUUGAUUAUGUUGACAGAGAGGGCAUGGUCAGGGUUGCAAGUGGAGAGGAAUCUUCUGGAAGAGAAGACCUUGACACUGACCUUGGAAGGUCAGAUGUGCUGGAACAGGUAAAGCAGACGGUCUCCUCGGGGAAGGAGAGCUCUGAAGCUGAUGAAUCAACAGAAACUGAAAGGGAGAUUUCUACGGAACGGGAGAUUUCUACAGACAGGGAGAUUUUGAAACGGCCGGUUUCUUUGGAGCGAGAGGAUUCCAUGGAGCAAGAUGUGACUGAAUGGAUCAAAUCAAAAACAAAGUCAAAAGAGAAUUUGUUGGAAUUGGAAGAGAAAGGUUCUGAUACUCAAGCGGAACCAAUGGAAACUGAAGCAGGCGAUACAGGGUUUUGUGCUUGGAAUGCAGAAGCAGACGAUAUUGGGUUUGUUGUUGUGGAAACACCAGCAGAUGACACUGGUGUUUGUGGUUUGGAAACCGAAGCAGACAAAGUUGAACUGAUGGGAAAGUUUGAUGAACUGAUUGAAGAUUUCGAUAAAAAGAUUGUGGAUGUUGCAGAGGUUCCGGCCGCAGAAACCUUAACAACCGACGAUGAGGAUGAGGAAACCGUAACUGUGCCCAUGGAAUGUGAUGUAACGUCUGCCAUUUUGAAGGAGACCCAGAAAAUGAACUUGAACUCGGAUAAAACGGACUUCAGUACAAGUGGUGCUAUGAGUGAUAAUCAAAAUAACUUGGGCAGCAUUCCACCGCAGACUAUCAUCAAUGUGGACGAAAUGUUUGUCACGACUCGUGAAAGAAAGAAGCAUAAUAAGGCUAAGAGGAAUUCUGAUUCUAGUUUCACAGUUUCGACUCCAGGGUCGUCUGUUGUUGAUCUGAAGGAAACGGGUGGAAGUCAAGAGUCGGGGAUGGGGAUGGGGGUCGAUGAUGAUAUUUCAAUUUUGAUUCAGAACCAGAGUAGCGUAGAAUAUGAUGAUUCUACGUUAGAUUCGGGGGAGUUUGGCAAUCGUCGAAUUGAUAUCGCAGACAUUGUAGAGGUUCUUGACAAAGAGGACCGUGAAUAUGAACUGAAAGCACAAGCUGUUGAAUUAGAACCUAGUAAAUUUGAUUCAAAUUUCGAGGCUUUAGAUCACCAAGAGGUGAAGUCUCCCACAGCUGAAAUUUCCAAACCUAUUGUUGAACCUUCUCCGGGUGUUUACAUUGUGGAUAUGAAACAGGAUAGUGGAAAGAGCGAAAAGGAACUUGGUCCAGAAACACAAGGACACUCUGAACUUGAUGACAAGUUACCUGAGAGAAAUGGGAACUUGGGAGCUGACUUUGUUGACUCAGUGGCCAAGCCAUCGCCGGCAGUUUAUGUUGUCGAUAUGAAGAAAUCCGCAAGUUGUAAUGAUAUUAGAAAGACUCUAGUUUUUGAUGAGGAAUUGUCUAAGAGGGAAUCUACGCAGAGCUACGCAACUCCCAAGAGUUCAAACACUACGAAUGAUAGUGUGUAUGCCACUCCGCCAGAAUCAUCGGGCUCUCCGUCUUCAGAAAAGAAACGUCAAAGUGAUAUUGAUAAGUAUAUGACGCCGUGUUUGGCAGCGUAUCGUAAAGCCAGAAAAGAUAGUGUAGAGACUUCGCCAAAACUUGGUCAGUCCAGAGACAACAAACCUGUUGUAAUGAAAGAUUACACACUCAGGGGGACUUUAGAGAGAAAGCGUGAAUCCGAGGCAAGUAAUGUGUCUGACGCUUUGAAAAUACUCUUCGGGGGUGUAGGUGGUGGAUCCAAUGCUACUGCCAGACCAAAAACUAGAAUUUCAGUGGAUAAAAAUCUCUUGGAAAAAGAUGUUGAAACGGAUAAUAAGUACCCAGAUAGUGGGCAGUUUGAAGUGGAAAAGGGCCGUUUGAAGAUAUCUGCUCAUGCAGGAAAUGUGAACCAGACGCCAAGAAAUUUAGCCAAACCAGCAGAUAACUUCUUCACUCCUAUGACAUCUGUCAAGCAGAAGCCAGAGGAUAGUCAGACACCCGCCAAAAAGGUUCUGCCAAAUCUUUCCAGUCCAACACGGGAUGGUACCGUUCCUUCUGAUGCAGGGGAUGCACUCAUGAAACCCCCGCUUCCACCUCUUUCUAAGAAGGAUGGUGAUUUCUCUGCUGAUGAGCUGAGGAGGCAGAAGGAAUUGGAACGGGAGAGAAUACGAGAAAGGGCUAGGGAGAGAGCCCGAAAGAAAUCUGACGCAGAGUUGGGCGUAAAUAGUGAAUUCACACCAAGGAAGUCUAAUCGUAGUUCAUCACAAUCUCAGUCCGAUUCUGAAAGUUCGCGGCCCUCAUCUAUCUCUCCAACGAAAGAAAAAAUGUCUCUUGUUGAAAAUGUUGAAGACAGAUGGCCUGCACCCAGGGAAAGAUCCACUUCAAAAGAAAGAUCAACCUCGCUGGGGCUUGUAAGGUCACCCUCCGUAGAACGACCACAGUUGAGGUGGCCGGGAGCAGGGCCAGCCUCUCCCACCAAAGAAGACUCUGCUUUUGUGACAGAUAAACCGUCCAUUGGUGCAGAGGCAAAACAACCUGAGCCUUCUGAAGCGAAAGUCACAAAACGACCCAUGUCUCUAGUUAUGACACCAAACACUGCCAGAGAUGAACAACAUGAGCGAAGAACAAGGUCACCAUUGGAUAUUGCAUCACCGAGUGAAAAAUUGCCGCCAACUGGGAAUUUUGUUCGAGCUGACAUGAUGCGACGCUCGGUCAAAUCUUCCGAUGAGGAAUUUUCAUUGGAUCUGCGGGCAUCGAAAUAUAGUAGCACAUCAGAUGAUAGUGCAAAGGACACUGGUAGUGAUGGAUUUUUGCGGAAAACACCACGGCGCUCGCCAGCCUUUAGGAUCAAGACACAACAAAAUAGGAAUAGUUUUCUUGCCGAGUUUGAUGAUGAUUCAGACUUAAACGCGAUGUCGCCAGAAAAAGCAAAAACUGAUGCUGUAAACUCCCCUGUGACAUCAACACCGGAUGUUCCUGCGAAAACUACCCCGCAUAAUACUUUGGAGCGUUUAAAAUCUCAAGAAGGAGUAUCCUCCCCCUCAGAUGCAGACAGCAGGGUUGGUACUCCUUCUGCAUCUACUUCGGACAGUAAAACCUUCAAAAAAUUCAAAGACUUUGGGAAAAAAGAUAAGAAAAAGACGCCGAAAGUGUCAGAAGAUGAAUUAGGUGCUGUUGGUGGUGUAGAACGAAAGAAAAGUAAUGACUCUCUUGAAGAAAAGGCUGCCAAAAAAGAACGUAGAAAAUCGUUACUUAAUUUGUUCAAAACAUCGCCAAAAAAUCCCGACUCGAAGAGUCCUAAGAAAGAAAAGAAGAAGGAACAUGGGAAAAGUCCCAAUACGACUCCGAAAAUACGUUUGAAGACACCACGGUCCAAGGAGAAGAAGGAGAAGCGUAAACAACUCAUACGAGAUGCGGAGAGUGAUGGAUGCCUCGUUGACCGGGCGAAGGAAAUCAUGCUUGGUGAAGAGUCGCUGAAGAAUUUGACAUCGAUGACAUCUGCUUCACAGGAGACCUUGGGUUCAGAAGUUGAGAUGGAAGGCAAGAAGAUGAAUACGGCCAAGAAAGCCCAGUUGGCAGCGCGCCGCCAACAGAGGCAGAGGCAGUUGAAGAGAUUACGCAUGGCACAGGAGAUUCAGCGACAAUUGGAGGAGAUUGAAGUCAAACAGAAGACGAUGGAGGAACGAGGUGUCAUCGUGGAACAAGCAUUGCGUGGGGAGGGGCCAGAAUCUACAAAGCCAGAGAAGGAUUUGAUGCAGGAGUGGUUCAACUUGAUCCAUGAGAAGAAUGCUCUUGUCAGAUAUGAAUCAGAACUCAUGAUUACUGCCAGGGAAUUAGAAUUAGAGGAUCGGCACGGGCGUUUGGAAGAUAGUCUACGGGAGAGAAUGAGCAACCCAGGAACCCCAAGAAAAGGAGUCCCAAAUGACGAGAAGAAAACGCCGGAGCAAGCUGAUGAAGAAAAGAAGAUCUUGGACGAGCUUCUUGAGGUAGUGAACCAGAGGAACUCACUGGUUGCGCUGCUAGAGGAAGACAGACUCAAACAACAAAAAGAAGACCAAGAUUUACAAUCUGUGAUGACUGAGAAGGGCUUCCAGCUUUCUCCUACGAGUUAUACAAGCAAAGGCAUCCGUGCCCAGUUUGGAUAUUCGUGAUGAACGAAUACCUGGGAUACAAAGUCCUGAUAUUUAUCAGGUUGAACACCGAGACGUCACCAGUUAGCCAGUCCUUUCCAUGUAGUGCUUUGACCACUCUUGUCUCUGUUAUAGAUGCAUUGACAGAUGUGACUAUCACAUGUACCGGUAGUAAUAAAAGAAAAACGAUUACACUCAACCCAGUACCUGUAGCUGACCAUUGCCGCCUUAUAGGCAAUUCCAAAUAGUUGUCUUUGGUUUACUUAGUUCUUCAGCCUAACUGUUUGUAAAUGCCUUUCUAGCAUUUGCUUUUAUAGUCGAAAUAUCUGUGGCAUGGCUUUGUAACAUUGGCUUACUUUACUGUAAAUUAAGUCUGCAAUGUGUCAAUAGACCGAUGGUAAAUUAAGAAUACUUUGGUGAAUUUUGGCAGUGUAGAAAAUUUCAGCAGUCACUUUCUGUUUCAAGCUAUCAAUUGCUGAGGUAAAUGAUAAAAACUUGAGUCAAAUUGAAAAUUGUGUUCAUUUCUGUGAUGUGGUGAAUUUUGGUAAGGAUACGAGUGUUUAAAAUGUAAUAUUUUUUGUUACCCAUAAAUGAUAUGUCAAGUUGUGAAUGGGUGCAUUGCUCCCUUCUGUGAACCGGUAUAUUCUGUGCAAAAUCAACCAUUGGUUUCUUGUUGAAGUCGCUUCAUGGAUACCAAAAGUAUGUGACUAGAAAUAUCUUGUAGUCUUCAAAAACUUGUCGCCAAUGUCAUAUGUUUUUCAUUUCCUGAUGUACAUGUAACUAUUAUUCUCCACAAAUGUUGAUGUUGAUGUUUGUUUUCACCUGUUAGAAAACAUGAAUGCUUACAUUUCCUGUUUUGCGGUUGUUCAGGGCCAUAAUCAGUGUGGCCCUACCCCAUUGAGGAUGAGGAAGUUUAGUGUGGACAUGUGCUGGCCAAACAGUUCAUGACUUCUUCAUUGAUGGUAAGAGUUUCUCCAGAAAUCUUUAUACUUCACAUUUAUUGUUGGUGCUUUCACUAUUAUAGGUUAGUGAACAUUCAAAUUGUCAUUGUUUUUAAUGUUAACUAAUUAUAUGUAUAUUGAGAGAAACGGACUGUAGAGUUUAAUUUUGUAAUGCCGUCUUGCUGUUUAUACCUUUAUAAGUUAGGCGUGCAGAUUAAUAUUUAUUCUGGGUGGUGUUCAAAAUGAUCCAAAAUGAGUGCAACAACAUCCAGUUAUGCCAUGUGCUGUGGGUGCUUUCCUAAAAUAUCAGCUCAUCUAGUCAUGAAAUUAUUGUUCAUUGGAUUAUGUGCUCUUCUUAGCUUGUGAACAGAAUGCAGAAAUUUUAAUCAAAUUUAGAAUUAAAAUUGACAUUACAAUGUUACAUGGACUAAACAUGCACAAGUCUCAAAAUCUUUCUAGCAAGUUACACCAAAUGAAAAAAUUGAAUACAAAUUGACAAGGUUUUUCUUAUUUACUGUCAUGGUACAGCUCACAUGAUGUAGUCCUUGGUCUUAUACAUGUAUGAAAGUACCGUAUCUAAAUUGUUAUGGCAUAUUGAGGUGUGAUUGACUGACUUAUCAUACUAGGUUCUUAUCUCAACACUCUACUCGGUCUUUUUGAUGGCAUUUAUUUUUGUAUGUUGCAGAUCUUUUACUAUCUUUGGGCUGAUAUUCACAAACUGGAUCAUACUGUUUUCCUCUCUACGUGGACUUGAUGCUGAGUCUGUGUAAGGACAGAAGAAGUUUAGCUCGAAUCCUGUCGGAACAAAGGGUGGACAGUCUAACAGGUUUUAUGUUAAGAAAUCCUUUUAAAGUGUCCUUGUCCUAACACAUAACUGGUUGUACUGGAGCUUUAUGAGAAUCUCGAUUAAAGAUGCAAUCAGUUCCAACAGUCUAUCAUUGAGAUGGUUGCUAGGACAUCAUAAAGUCACUGUUCUUUAGAGGAAAUAAUAUCUUACUGACAUGUGAAAUUGUUUUUGAGGACACCUAGUGUCUGUCUCUGCUCUUCCAAAUGAGUUCAUCAUCAGAAUAAUUACCAGAAAUAAAUGUUCUUUAAUUGGGAUUCUUCUUUGCUUUGGUCACAGCCGCAACUCUAAUUGAUUCUUUUGAUUGAUGAGAAUUAUUUGUACUUGGAAACUUUGUCACUUACCCAGAGAGACAUUUGUAACUUUGAUUUGAAUAGAUGUAAAUAUAAAAGGUGUAAUAAAUGACUUGUUGAAAACCUA